Hippocampus comes (tiger tail seahorse) is the source of this 4095-nucleotide messenger RNA. It is a transcript of the gene dpp6a, whose product is annotated as dipeptidyl-peptidase 6a. Gene Ontology annotation, biological process: proteolysis; regulation of potassium ion transmembrane transport. Lineage: Eukaryota; Metazoa; Chordata; Actinopteri; Syngnathiformes; Syngnathidae. The coding region runs from base 473 to 2878 and encodes 801 amino acids. The transcript has 27 exons. Gene Ontology annotation, cellular component: voltage-gated potassium channel complex; plasma membrane. The record is from RefSeq and is a predicted model, not a curated record. Gene Ontology annotation, molecular function: serine-type peptidase activity; potassium channel regulator activity.
AUGCCCGAAGCCAGACGUGACAAAUCAGCGGCGGAAAUAAUGACGGUGAAUAAUUGUUGAACAGCUGCGAUUUCACGCCCGUUGAAACAGAUAUGGAUCGCCAGCACAUUGUUUGAGGCGAGUUGAGAUGAUAAAGUGCCGUCAGGGCGGGUCACUCGCUCGUUUAUCGCCCUCUCCAUCACUGAAUUAGUGAGUAUGAAAAUCAAUGCGGCCUCAAUUGAUUCCAGCACACGUAAAAUGCUGAUUCGGCGAUGAAACAACAUUGGCACUUCCUGUGGUGUGGAUUACCAAAACCAAGCGAUGCCCGGCGGGAGGGAAGGCGACUCCACUCCCUCAACUAGCCAGACCGCCAUUACCCUGCGGCUUUUGGCCUCCAAUAAAAGUGUCAGCCGGCAUCUGCUUCAUCCGCACAUAAUGACACGGGUGUGAUUGACACGCCAUUGCAAGAUGUGGCGUUCAAGCGCCGCGGGAGAUGGAGGAAUUGGUGGGUAGCAACCCGCCGCAGAGGAACUGGAAGGGAAUAGCGAUUGCCCUCCUUGUCAUUCUGGUCAUCUGCUCGCUGAUCGUCACCUCCGUCAUCCUGUUGACGCCAGGUGAAGAUGACCGUCUGGCUCUCAAGGGCAAAGUUAGCAUCGAGGACCUUUUCGGAAAAGAUUUCAGGAUCCGCGACCCCAAGGCUCGAUGGAUCAGCAAUAAUGAGUUGCUGUACCGUGACCGCGACGGCAAUGUGGUCCUCUUGGACGUGGACAAUAACGACAAGACCAUCCUGCUGCAUCACAAGAAGUUUGAGAUGUACAAAGCCAGCAAGUACGAGGUGUCUCCCGACAUGAAGCACGUGCUGCUGGCCUACAACGUGGCACCGGUGUACCAGUAUUCCUACACGGCCUUCUACAUCAUCUGCAGCCUUGAGACGCCGGAGACGUGGAACUUGAACCCGCCCGAGGUGCGCAACGCUCAGCUGCAGUAUGCCGGCUGGGGACCGCGGGGUCAGCAACUGAUCUUCAUUUUCGAGAACAACAUCUACUAUCGCUCGACGGUGGAGAGCCGCUCCAUUCGUCUGGUGUCCUCGGGCAAGGAGGGCGUCAUCUUCAACGGCCUCAGCGAUUGGCUGUAUGAAGAGGAGAUUUUCCAUUCCCACGUUGCCCACUGGUGGUCUCCGGAUGGCGCUAGGUUGGCAUACGCCACCAUCAACGACACCCUGGUGCCCAAAAUGGAGCUGCCCAUGUUCACCGGCAUGCCCUACCCGACGGGCAAGGAGUACCACUACCCCAAGGCGGGCGAGGAGAACCCGGUGAUCACGUUAUACGUGGUCAACCUGAACGGGCCUCUUCACACUAUCGAGAUGAGGCGACCCGAUGACGCCAGAAUGAGUGAGUUCUACGUGACCAUGGUGAAAUGGGCCACCACCACUAAACUGGCCGUCAACUGGCUCAACCGAGCCCAGAACAUCUCCAUGCUGACGCUUUGUCAGGCCACAACGGGGGUCUGCACCAAGAAACACGAGGAUGAAAGUGAAGGAUGGCUUUACAGGCAGAACGAGAAGCCUCUGUUUUCCAAAGAUGGUCUCAAGCUGUUUUUCACGAGGGCCAUCCCGCAAGGCGGCCGGGGAAAGUUCUUCCACAUUUCCAUGGCCAUCUCGCAGCCAAACAGCAGUACAGACACCCUGCAGUCCAUCACGUCCGGAGACUGGGACGUCACCGAGGUCCUGGCCUAUAACGAGGAAAGCCAGCUCAUCUACUUCCUGAGUACAGAAGACGGCCCAAAGCGUCGUCAUCUCUACAGCGCCCACACGUUCGGCUCAUUCAACCGCCGCUGCCUCUCGUGCGGCCUGGCCGACACUUGCGGCUACGUCUCCGGCUCCUUCUGCCACAAUAUGAGCUACUUCCUGCUCCACUGCCAAGGACCGGAUGUGCCGUUUUUCUCCAUCUACAAGACGCAGGUGGACGAAGAAAACGUCGACGACGAUGCAGAGUUGGGGGACAGAGAGAGUAUGGCGGAAGUGCGCAAACUGGAGAGCAACGAGGUGCUGAGGGCGACGCUGGCCAACAUGCAGAUGCCCAUGGUGGAGUAUCAGGAGAUUAGCAUCGAUGACUACACUUUAUCGAUGCAGAUCCUCAAACCUGCAGGCUUCGUGCAGUCGGCGCACUAUCCUCUCCUGCUGCUCAUCGACAGCACCCCCGGUGGCCAGAGCGUGUCGGAGCGCUUCCAUCUCGACUGGGCCACGGUGCUGGUGAGCAGCUUCGGGGCGGUGGCGGCGCGCUGCGACGGGCGCGGCGGCGGCUUCCGGGGCACCAACCUGCUGCAGCGCAUCCAGAAGCGGCCCGGCGUCCUGGAGGAGCUCGACCAGCGCGAGGCCAUCAACGUCAUCCUGGGGGAGCCGUACAUCGACAAGACCCGAGUGGGAGUCUUCGGAAAGGAGUACGGCGGUUACGUGGCCAGCUUGUUGCUGAGCGCCGACCUCUCCCCUGCCAGAUGUGGCGCCGUCCUCUCGCCCAUCACAGACUUUGAAUUAUACGCGUCCGCCUUUUCCGAGCGUUACCUGGGGAAGCCCAAACCUGAUCCUCGGGCUUACGCGAUGGCCAACCUGGCGCACCGAGCGGCUCAGUUCCUGGACAAGAAAUUCCUCAUCAUCCAUCCGACGGCAGACGAAAAAGUUCACUUCCAGCAUUCGGCCAAACUUAUUGCGCAGCUUAUCCACGAGAAGGCCAACUACACCUUGCAGAUCUACCCAGACGAGGGCCACUUUAUCCACAACGAGGCCACCCAGCAGCACCUCAGCCAAUCGCUGGUCAACUUCUUCGAGGAGUGCUUCAGGCUACCUGAGCGACUUUUGGACGACGAGCUAGACGACGACGACGACGGCGAAGAGGAGGGUUAACCUGACCUGGUUUCGACCCCCAACCGCCCACCGCACCGCCUCGCACGCCCCGAAAAAAAAAAACGACUCGACUAGCUAGCUACCGCGCCCAUCUUGGACCAAGCACAUUUCCACGGUUUUAUGCAACGUUCUCGUCUGCAGAUUGGACUUCAGACUGACUCAAGAGCAGCUGAGGAUCACCGCCAUCUAUCCUCUGUCAUUUUGUCCCCGGAACCCCCAAAUUGUCCCAAGAUAGGCUGACACACUCUGGAAUAUUCCGCUGGACGAGCUCCCAAAUGGACUUGACGCUUGAUAAGGGGACGUUUAAAACCAUACUGGCGGACUUGUAUUAUACUGAAAAUCAGAUACAACUGCAUUUUAUGGGACUUGCAAUUUUCUAAAGUGAUGAACUUUUCAUGUUGAACUGUUUAUCUUUUUUUUUGUCGACUUUUGUCAAUGUAAAUAAUAUAGCACAAACGUCCAUGUGAGUAUGAAAAGAUGCAUAGAAUGUUCAUGUUUUCACCAUGUAGUCCAAGAAAUGUUUGGAAAAGAGGACAAUUUUUUUUUUUUGAACAAAUUUCCUGACUUUUGUCACCUGACUGCCUUAUUUUGUCAAAAAAAAUAACAUCACAGGAACAGUGUGCACGAAAAUAGUCAACUAUUAGCCGAGCUUUAGUGUAAAGACCAAAGCUACGCUCGUUCGUGGGGGGCUUGGAGGGAAAUAUAGUGAGCACAGCUAGCCUUUAAAGCUAACACGGAUGUGUCAAAAUUAACAAAAUAAUUUACCAACAAAUGGAAAUAACCACAAUGACACCAUUUUCAGUCCUAACAGGAAGUGAAUGUGCGAACGAGCGAGUGCAUUUCUGAAAGCUCUUUUGAAUUCAAACCCGAAAAAUGUUGCUGUAUAUGAUAUUUCUGGAAUUGUUUCAACAUGCCCCCCCCCCUUUAUUGGCUACAUGUCACAUUAGCACAAGACUAGCCUGUACAGAGUCUGCAUGGUUUGUUUAAAAAAAAGAAAAGAAAAAAAAACGGCUGAAUUUAUAUUUGAAACAAAUACACCAAUGCUGAUGUUAAUGACAUUGUUCAAAAGACCGUUCCGGCUGUUGCUCAUCGAAGCGCGCGUGCGUGCAUAUGUGCGCGAGUGCAAAGUUGGGCACGCGGGGAAUGCGGUGAUGCUUAUGUGUGCCCACGUGUAUGAUGUGGCUUUUUGCAGUAACACAGUAAAAAAUUGGCUCUUA